UCAAGAAAAACCAACACUAAAACAACCUAAAAAGAAAAACCAGAGGCUAAAACAACUAAAAAUCAAACAUCCUCAAUGGCUACGAACACAAUCAACCUCUCUCCAAUUCAUAGUACCUCCUCUCUUCGCUUACUCUCUUCUCGCUCUUCCCAAAAUGCCCCUUCCCUUUCAUUCUAUUCACACCCUAAACCCUCCCUCACUUUCACUUCUAUUUCUCUCAACAAAUCCAAAAACCCAACUAAACCUCGCGCUUUCACAACAACAAUCACUUCAGCUCACAAGAACUUAACGGAAACGGAACUAAUCGCCGUGCCGCCGUUACCUAACGAAGUAAACGAAAGAUUUCCGUCUGAUGCUGGCGUUUACGCCGUUUAUGAUAACAACGAGGAGCUUCAGUUCAUUGGUAUAUCACGGGAUAUAGCGGCCAGCGUUACCGUUCACCUAAAAUCAGUGCCGGAGCUCUGCUCCUCCGUUAAGGUUGGGGUAGUAGAUGAACCUGAUAGAGCAGCUCUUACCCAAGCUUGGAAAUCAUGGAUGGAGGAACACAUAAAAGCCUCUGGAAAGAUCCCACCAGGUAAUGAAACAGGAAACAUUACCUGGGUCCGGCAGCCACCAAAGAAGAAGCCUGAUCUUCGGCUGACACCUGGCCGUCAUGUCCAACUGACAGUCCCACUGGAGGAACUCAUUGACAAGUUGGUCAAGGAGAACAAGGUGGUGGCAUUUAUCAAAGGUUCAAGAAGUGCACCAAUGUGUGGAUUCUCACAAAGGGUAGUUGGCAUCCUUGAAGGCGAGGGGGUGGAUUAUGAAAGCAUUGAUGUGCUCGAUGAAGAGUAUAAUUAUGGAUUGAGGGAGACACUGAAGAAGUAUAGUAACUGGCCUACAUUCCCACAGAUCUUUGUCAAUGGUGAAUUGGUUGGGGGUUGCGACAUUCUGACGUCCAUGUAUGAAAAGGGUGAACUUGCUCCUUUGGUCAAGAAGUAAUCGUUCAAGUUUCUCAGCAAUUUGUCUUUUUGUCGAAUGGGAUGGUGUAGGAGAACAGAACAGGGAUAAGAAAAUGGAGCAUGAAUAUGGCAAUUGAGGUCCAUCUAUGGUUCAAUUGUACUGAACAGUUUGUAAGCUUAUCAAUUUGACCAAAUAUAAUUGGAAUUUGGUCAGGUAAAGUUGAAUAAGUAUGAAAUAGAAAAUGUUUUGUGCAUGAUCA
Molecule: messenger RNA, 1201 nt
Organism: Quercus robur (English oak)
Lineage: Eukaryota; Viridiplantae; Streptophyta; Magnoliopsida; Fagales; Fagaceae
Product: bifunctional monothiol glutaredoxin-S16, chloroplastic
Exons: 2
Coding region: 76-981 (301 amino acids)
Source: RefSeq, a predicted model, not a curated record